UGUACAAGUUUUAAUAAAUAAUUUUAUCACUCGAAAUAUAAUAUUUAACACUUGAUAAAAGAAAAAAUAAGAUGCCGGAAUCAAUAGUAGCUGGUAUACCUGUGGUUUUUCCAUUCGAACCCUAUGAAGUGCAGCGCGCUUAUAUGGAAAAAGUUAUAAUGUGUUUACGUGAUGGUACUAACGGUGUCCUGGAGUCCCCUACCGGCACUGGCAAAACUUUAAGCUUAUUGUGUUCUUCUUUAGCCUGGCUAUUACAUCAGAAACAAGAAAUUCAAGCACAAAUAGCAAAAUCAACCCUAAAUGGCAUUGCUCCUAGAAGUGCUUCAGAUAAGCAAGAUAAAAUAGAAGUUAAAGGUCGGUUUAGAGAAAAAGACGCUAACUGGGGUGCCCCAAAAAUAAUUUAUGCAUCUCGCACCCAUUCCCAACUAACUCAAGCCAUGCAAGAAUUAAAACGAACUGCUUAUUCUUCUAUGCGUGCCGUAGUUUUGGGUUCACGAGAUCAAUUAUGUAUACAUCCAGAAGUUAUGAGGGAGCAAGGCAAUGCCAAUAAGGUGCAAAUGUGCAAAGCUAAGGUAGACACUCGCACAUGUUCAUUUCACUCUCGCGUAGAAUCUCGUAAGGAUGAUCCAAGUUUUCGAGGGCCCACAAUUAUGGAUAUAGAGGACUUGGUUAAAGUGGGACAAAAACUAAAAAUGUGUCCAUAUUAUGCGGUUAAAGAGCUUGUAGCUGAUGCCGAUAUAACAUUUAUGCCGUACAAUUAUUUGCUUGAUCCUAUAGCUCGCAAGGCAAAUAAAGUGGAAUUGCAUAAUACAAUAAUUAUAUUAGAUGAAGCUCAUAACAUUGAAAAGAUUUGCGAAGAAUGCGCGUCCGUGCAAAUAAAAUCAUCGGAUGUUGCCAUGGCUAUCGAUGAUACAACUCAUAUAAUGGCCGCUAUAAAAGCUUCAGGCUCUGAUGGCCAAGAUUGCGAAGACGAAUCUAAAGACUUUACACUCGAUGAUUUGACAUUGCUUAAAGAAAUGCUUUUAGAAUUGGAAAAGGCCAUCGAUGAAAUUGAAGUGGAAAACAAAAUAGAAGGAGUUACACUUCCAGCAUCCUAUAUAUACGACCUGCUUGGGAAAGCAAAUCUGAAUUACAAAACAUCAAAACACGUCAUAGUGCUUCUGGAAAAAUUAGUACAAUUUUUAGCUGUUCAAUCGCAAACCAGCAGACUGCGGAAAGGCAAAAGCUAUCAGACUUUAGCCGACAUGCUAAACAUCGUAUUUAUCAACAAGGAAGAUCAAAUUGAAAAAAUUUAUAAAAGCUUUAAAGUACACAUCCAACUGGAAGAAAUUAAGCAAUCUCAAAGACACGAUUCGAAUAAAGACGUAUGGCUAUCGAAGAAUUCCAAUGCGAAUUCCGAGAAGAAAGCUGCAAAAAUUAUAAACUAUUGGUGCUUUAACCCAGGCUUUGGGAUGGAGCAGCUGUUGAAUAAAAAUAUACGAAGUAUUAUAUUAACAAGCGGUACGUUGGCUCCAUUGAAACCGCUUAUUGCUGAAUUGGCUUUACCGGUUAUGCAACAGCUUGAAAAUCCUCACAUCGUUUCGCAAUCGCAAGUUUAUGUAAAAAUUAUUGGUUCUGGGCCCGAUCGAGAGCCUCUGAUGUCGAAUUUCCAAAACAGGGAUAAUCCUAAAUAUGUUAGCUCUUUGGGCUCUACAAUUUUGAAUGUGGCCCGCAUUGUACCCGAUGGCCUGUUAGUAUUCUUCCCUUCGUAUCCGUUACUUAACCAGUGUGUAAAUUCCUGGCAAGCUUCAGGGCUAUGGGCAGAUUUAUCUCGUUUUAAACCAAUUUUUGUUGAACCAAAAGGGAAGGAUGAUUUCCUCAACACUAUGGAGGGAUUUUACGAAAGUAUUAAAAGUUCAAAAGGCGCUUGCUUUAUGGCGGUUUGUCGCGGCAAAGUGUCUGAGGGCUUAGAUUUUGCUGAUCGCAAUGGUCGUGCAGUUAUUAUUACAGGUCUUCCGUUUCCGCCCUUCAAAGAUCCAAAGGUUAUAUUAAAAAAAAAAUAUUUGGAUGACAAUCGGACUAAAGAAAAUCAGUUACUGUCUGGACAAGCUUGGUAUGCUUUGGAAGCUACACGUGCCGUCAAUCAGGCAAUAGGGCGCGUUAUACGACAUCGUCAUGAUUAUGGUGCUAUAUUGUUGUGCGAUGUACGCUUUCAGCAAUCUACGCAAGUGCAACAGCUUUCGAAAUGGAUACGUGAAAUAUUAGGCAAUCAGCCAAAAUCUUCAUUAUUUGGUCCCAUAGUAAAAGAAUUGCGCGAUUUUUUCAAAAACGCUGAGAAAACUAUGCCUAAAGCCAGCGAGCGUAUUGUCGAGUCUUUGGUGAGUGAAGGUUGCGAAUUCGUGAACGCACGUGAUAUCGUUAGCAGUAAAUACUUUCCCAACUCCCAAAACAAUGUGCCCGGUAGAAGGAGAUUUCAAACGGCUUUAAAUAAUGCCAUUCAAGCUGAAGAAACAAAUAUGAUUGAAGGCUGGUCUCUCAACGAUUACGCUAAAGCUACUGCGCGACCGUCUGACAACAAACUUCCGAGCGUUGCGGAUUUUAUGAGUCGCCUGGACGGCGAUGUUUCAACUAUCGAUUUUAAUAGCAAAGAUGUGGGCACUCCUUCGAAUAGUCAAAUUCAGAUAAACAAAAGAAGGCGCAGUCCUACAAAUUCACCUUCAACGUCUUCCACCGCUAGAAACGAUACGGACGGAAAAAGGAAAUACAGAUUAGUAGACAAUACGCGUCUCACAUCUUCUCUGCCAUCAAAAUCCUCAGGUACUCCCACAAUUUCACUAGAUCAGUUCAAAUUUAUCGACAAGCCUCGUUUAGAAAAUGAUCAAAACAAAAAAGCUCCUGAAGAACGUGUUGAGUUCUUAAGAGUGCUACGUAGUUCCCUGUCCUCGGACGAUUUUAAGGCUUUCUCUGCCGCUUUAAUAUCUUAUAAGACUGACAAUACCAUAGGUGAUUUAAUGGAUGUACUAUUCCAAAUGUUAGGCAAGCCAUGCCUUUUUUACAUGUUACAAGAGCACAUGCACAUAACACCUUGCUUAUUAAGAUUACUAAUAAUUGACGUUUCUGGAUACACGCAAAAAUGAACUGAAAAAAUUGUAUUCAAUUUGAGGCGAAUCGUUAACGCGUCCAAAUUCGAAGCGUUUUUUGUUAGCUAUGGACGCGUUUGGUCGAACUCAAACUUAGAACUUUCUCUCCCUCAAACUUGUAACUUGUAACAAUAACAAUUCGGACACGAUGACAACGACUCUUGCUUUUCAAGACGAUAUAUAUUUGCGA
Messenger RNA from Glossina fuscipes, 3309 nucleotides. It is a transcript of the gene Rtel1, whose product is annotated as regulator of telomere elongation helicase 1 homolog. Lineage: Eukaryota; Metazoa; Arthropoda; Insecta; Diptera; Glossinidae. The transcript is spliced from 9 exons. The coding region runs from base 72 to 3116 and encodes 1014 amino acids. Gene Ontology annotation, cellular component: nucleus. Gene Ontology annotation, biological process: DNA recombination; DNA repair; telomeric loop disassembly. Gene Ontology annotation, molecular function: DNA helicase activity; DNA polymerase binding; ATP binding. The record is from RefSeq and is a predicted model, not a curated record.